Messenger RNA from Dermatophagoides farinae (American house dust mite), 1897 nucleotides. RefSeq lists its product as uncharacterized. Gene Ontology annotation, biological process: phospholipid biosynthetic process; lipid droplet organization; lipid storage. Gene Ontology annotation, cellular component: endoplasmic reticulum membrane. The record is from RefSeq and is a predicted model, not a curated record. Gene Ontology annotation, molecular function: coenzyme A diphosphatase activity. Lineage: Eukaryota; Metazoa; Arthropoda; Arachnida; Sarcoptiformes; Pyroglyphidae.
UCAAAUUGGUCAAGUAACGCCAUCUGUCGAUCGAGAAUCAAAAAACGCCGUUCUUGUUUUUGAGCACAAGUGUCACACAUUUAGACUUGUGUUUUGUGUUGUGUCAAUCGUCGUCGAAAUAUAUGUGUGGUUUUUGGUUAUCAUUUCAAACCAAACAAAAACCUCUUGAUGCUUUUGAAGAUAAUUUAUCAAGUUUCAUUUCUAUUCUUUGCUUCUUCAUUUUAUUAAAUUAAAUUUUUUUUUGUUUUAUUGAUUUACUAUGACCACCAUAAAACAAAUUGUUGAUAUCAAUAAUGAUGAUCAACAACAACAGCAACCAGAAAAGCAGCAGUGUUGGCAACCAAAAAAUGAUGAUGAUAACAACGACCAACACCAUCAUAACAGCCACAAUGAUGGAGAGGAAAAUAUCAAAACCGGUAACAAUAACAAUAAUAAUAAUAAUGUUCGACAACAACAGCGACAAUUUUAUUUUAAUAAUAAUGAUGAUAAUAACAAAAAUAAUUAUAAUUCAAUGUAUAAUGCAAUAAAACCACGACAAUCAAUACGUAAUCGUCGUAAUCAAAGAUUUGAAAAACAAUUCAUAUCAUCAGCUGCGACAACGGUGACCAAAUCAUACGAUGAUUCAUUAGAUUCAUUAGAAUUUAUCAAAGAAUUAAAAAGACGUUCCAACAAUAGUAGUAGUUGUGGUGGUCUGCUAUCAAUUUCACAUUCGAUUUAUAUGUGGCUCACACAGAUAAUAACAUGGAUUCAAUCAUCCAUUAUAUCAUAUUUACAUUAUUCACGAAUCAACAUUCGUUUAGCAAUUUAUUUCCUAAUGAUUAUUGUUGCCGGAUUGAUUAAAGAUUAUGUUGGAUUAGAUUCACCAGAUACGGAUACUUCAUUGUUACCUGAAUCGUUAUUGAAUUUUAUACAUCGUUAUAUACGUUCAUCAAAACGUUCAUUUUUAAAUGUAUAUUUCGUUAAAUUUGGUUGGUUUUGGACAUUGGUGGAAACAGUACCAUUUAUUUUAGCCACAAGAUUUAUAGUAACAUUUAGAAAAUAUUAUUCCAAACAACAAAAGAAUGAUGGUUCAGAAAAUUCUAGAAACAAAAAACGAAAAAAUUAUGAUACAAUUAAAUCAAGUACUGGUGGUGAUGAAAUCGAUGGCCUCCCACAACAAAAGGAUAUCGGUCAAAAUAAUUUCAAACAAUUGCCAUUUAUUCAGGAAUAUUUUCUUGAAUUAGCAUCACCAUUUAUACGAUUAGCUCUAGCAACGAUUGGAUGGUAUUUUUCUGUUCAAUCAUUUGUAAUGAUUGCCAAAAUGACUGGACAUUGUCAAUCUAAAGAUAAAUUACUCGUAUAUCUUCAUGCCGAAAUUGAUGAUUGCCUCAAACAUGGUAAUCGUUGGAUAUAUGGUUUGGACAUCAGUGGCCAUUUAUUUCUUAUGACAUUUUCAAAUUUAAUAAUCAUUGAAGAAUUACGUUAUCUACUCAGAAGAUUUGUAGAAUUUAAUGAAUUUCAUCGUUAUAUAAUGAUGUUUGAUCGUCAACGUGCCGAAAAUUUUAUUGAACCAUAUCGAUUUCGUUGGAAUUCUCCUAUACAUUGGAUUGGAUUAAUUGGAACAUUAAUCAUGGCAAUGAUCGCUAUAAUUUGGGAUUAUAUGAUGUUACAGACAAUGUUUUUCUAUCAUAAUUUAACACAAAAAAUUCUUGGAUUUUUAUGGGCCACCGUAAUGUGGUUUUUAAUCUAUAAAAUCAUAACCGGAUGGUUGAUCAAACGAUUAAAUGUCGAAUACGAAAAAUCGGGAAAAUGAAUACGUUGUACGUCUUCAAUGACUGGUACAAAAUACACACACAUGCUCAACGAUAUAUUCCAAAAAAAAAAUUUAAUCAUUUUAUAAUUUUGAUUUUGAUUAAUU